Brassica oleracea var. oleracea is the source of this 1310-nucleotide messenger RNA. RefSeq names its product probable protein phosphatase 2C 72. Gene Ontology annotation, molecular function: protein serine/threonine phosphatase activity. Lineage: Eukaryota; Viridiplantae; Streptophyta; Magnoliopsida; Brassicales; Brassicaceae. The record is from RefSeq and is a predicted model, not a curated record. Bases 80 to 1096 code for a protein of 338 amino acids. The transcript is spliced from 5 exons. Gene Ontology annotation, biological process: protein dephosphorylation.
CAGGUCGUCUAAUCAAAGCUUAACAUAAAGAAAAUAUUUUCUUCUUCCAAGUAAAUUUGUGUGCGACUUUGGUGAGGAUAUGGGUCAUUGCUUCUCGUUGCCUUCUUCCUCAUCAGAGAUUCAUGAGGAAAAUGAACACGGUGAUGGAAAUGCGGUGGUGUGUUAUGGAGAUGAGUUCGGUUUAGAUCACUACCGUCCGGUUCAUCGACCCGGUUCUGUCUGCUCUAUACAAGGAACCAAAGCGAUUAACCAAGAUAAUGCUAUUCUUUAUCUGGGAUAUGGAACAGAGGAAGCAGAGCUAUGUGGAGUGUUUGAUGGGCACGGAAAAAAUGGGCACAUGGUGAGCAAAAUGGUGAGGAAUAGAUUACCAUCACUUGUGUUAACACUAAAGAAGGAGCUGAACGAAGAACCUCAUGCUUGUGAAGAAGAUGAAGAUCUCAAGUGGGAGAAAGCUUGUUUUAAUGCAUUCAGACUCAUUGACAGAGAGCUUAUGCUCCAAGUCUUUAAUUGCUCUUUCAGUGGCUCUACAGCUGUUGUUGCUAUUACUCAGGGAGAUGACCUCAUGAUUGCUAACCUUGGUGAUUCAAGGGCAGUGUUGGGGACAAUGACUGAAGAUGGUGAGAUUUGCGCAGUUCAGUUAACAUCUGACCUAACACCUGAUGUCCCAAGUGAAGCAGAGAGGAUUAGGGCGUGCAGAGGUCGCGUUCACGCAAUGAAAGUAGAACCGUCCAGCCAAAGGGUGUGGUUACCUAACCAAGACAUACCAGGAUUAGCUAUGUCAAGAGCUUUUGGAGAUUUCAGACUCAAAGACUACGGCGUUAUUGCGGUUCCAGAGGUCUCUCACCACCGAAUAACUUCUAAAGACCGAUUCCUUGUACUCGCUUCAGAUGGGGUUUGGGAUAUGCUUAGCAAUGAUGAAGUUGUAUCACUAAUAUGGAAUUCCGGCAAAACCCAAGAUGCGGCCGCUAAACUGGUGGCAGAGGCGGCGGAAGCUACUUGGAAGAAGAAGCUUAAAUCUAAGAAGAUUGAUGAUAUUACAGUAAUAUGUCUUUUCUUGCAUAACAAGGAACAACCAAGUUGCACUAUGGACAUGUGAAUCAUAAGAUAUAGACUACAGUAUGAUGGUCGAGGUACAUUCAUCGCACAUGCUGCCAAGCUCAAACCUAUGGAAACUCCAAUAUAAACUCAUGAUGUAAAUGUUUCUUAAAAUGGAAACUAUUUGUGGCCGGUUCAAAUAUUCGAAGGCCUAAAGCAGAUAAGAUUUAAAUGUGUUGGUCAAAAAAAAGAUUUAAAUGUGUUAUUUUACUUUA